AUGGACGCGAACGAAGAGCGUUAUUAUGGCAACCAAACGCCGGAUCGGUCGGAAACAAACAGCCCUCGCUCACAAAUGAGCAGUCCCAAUUCGAACUCAUCAAUUAACGUGACAGACCAAUCGCUAUCAUUGUCGCAACACCAGCAGAAUUUAGAGACAUUAAAUAGAAUGGGAAUGUUUUUUCAUGCGCAACAGAUGCAUUUGAAUCAGAGUUUCGAGUCGGUUAAGUCUAGAUUGGGUUUGACACAAGUGCCGAGUGUUAGUCAGGGGCCUAGGCAUACUAUAGACGCGAUUCUAGGACUUAAUGGUGCCCGCCCGGUAAAUAGAGUGCAGAGUGAGUUUGAACAGAGAAGAGAGGAGAGGGAAUGCGAUCCAGUACCGGUAUCGCCCGGCGCGGUGGAAAGCGCCGGUGAGGGUUCCUGCAACAGUAACGAUGGUUACAGUAGAACACCCCCUGAUGAAAAGUCACCCCCGGGCAGCGAUGACGAAACUCCCCGACCAGGGUCAGCAGCUGACAACAAGAAGAAGCACAGAAGAAACCGCACUACCUUCACGACGUACCAACUCCACGAGUUGGAGAGAGCAUUCGAGAAGAGCCACUACCCUGACGUAUAUUCGAGAGAGGAACUGGCGAUGAAGGUCAAUCUCCCCGAAGUUAGAGUACAGGGUUAA
Messenger RNA from Diatraea saccharalis (sugarcane borer), 672 nucleotides. The record is from the annotation of a GenBank genome assembly. NCBI's taxonomy places the organism in Eukaryota, Metazoa, Arthropoda, Insecta, Lepidoptera, Crambidae.